Molecule: messenger RNA, 1893 nt
Organism: Caenorhabditis auriculariae
Lineage: Eukaryota; Metazoa; Nematoda; Chromadorea; Rhabditida; Rhabditidae
Source: the annotation of a GenBank genome assembly
AUGGACAACACAACUGACGUUGAAGCUUUCUAUCGCUGCUAUCCGUACCUACUUAGCUCCAGCCAACAAAACAUUUCCAAAGUGCGUCCAUUAACGCGCACGCCUUGCUAAUAAAUCAUUUUGAAGUACCUGCUUUACUCCUGCUCCGCUUGGAUCAUCUUUUGGUGUCUUUUGACGGUCCUCAUCAAUGCGCUACACAAGUGGGCUUUCAAAAAUCGGCAUUGUGAAGAAAAAUUUUCAGGAAUGUGGGGAAUCAACGUUUCAUACAUUUCUUCGAAGAACUUGCUAUUUGUGCUUUGUCGGUGUUCAUUUUUGUUCUGAAUUUUCUGUUCAUCAAAAAUGAAGUUCGUUAUUUCUCUUUCAAAAAUAAUCUAGCAAGAGGCUUUGUACCUUAAAAAUGAUUAGUUUUGUUUUGGGAGUGGAUUUUUUCGAUUAGAGAAGCACAUCGAAAAAAACUCUUUCGAAAAAAAUCCAGCGAAAGGAUGUACCUUAAAAAAAUAAUCUAUUCAAGUAGCCAUCGAGGAAAUUUGCAAUAAAUUUGACAUCAAGAACUGCUUAAAAUUCACACAAAAUAAAAAUUCUUAAUGAACCAGCUUUUAUACUCGACUUGAUAACCAAGCAAAAACCCGACUUCAAAAUUUUUCAUUCUCAAGUCUUUAUAGCCAAACCCCAAAUUUCCAACUACUAUUGACUUUUUUCAGAAAGCAUUUUUUUUUCAGAGGAUGUGCGAGAUAGUUUCCCUCGGAUCACAAUAUCUAAUGGUUCUCACUGCGGGAAUCUUCUUAAUGGAGGCUUUUUUUGCUUCAUGGUGAGCACAAACGUUUUUAUCACUGCUUUUUUUCAGGAUGGUACAUGGGAGAUCAAACAAAGACGGAUGUCCACUAUGGAUUGCAUAUUACAUCCUGCCGAUCUUGAUCGCGGCCAUUCCAACUGCCGCUACUUAUUUCACAGAAAAGGACUACUACGGGACUUCAGCCAUACAGUAAUUCUAUGUAGGGGUAGAAAUCUCACCAAAACAUUUUUUAGUUGUUUUGCGGUUUCUACUAUUGAUAUGCUCUGGGGUUUCGUCAUUCCUGUGUGGCUUCUUGUCGCCCUCACUGGAUUGAAAGCGCAACUUGCUUGUAUAGCUUGUAAUAAAAACCACGAGGAUCAGGACCAAGAGCAAUGUUUCUGGGCUAGGUGAUUAUUUGGACAUAGGUGAAAAAAAACAUACUUUCUUCAAGACGGUCGGUGAAAUCGCUGCUGAUGACCAGCCUUUUCAUAUUCAGUACUUGGCUCAUGACUCUUUUCGCUUAUGAGCAUCAGGUUUAAUUCAUUCCAUAAAACCCUAAAAGUAAUUUAUUCAGGUUCUCUACCUCUUCAUCAUUGUGACAGCGAUGUGUUUUGUAUUAGGACCGACACUUUUUGUUGUUCACACAUUUUGUCACCUAAACGUGAGAAUUUUUCCGGAUAAUAUACGGAAAUAUUUUUAGACCUGCCAGAAAUGGGGAGGAGGUGGCAUUUUUGGUUCUCUGUACGCAAUGUGUCCACCAAAAGUAAUCGAUUCUUCGGACAAAGAAAUCGAAACGGUUUGUAAAGUUCUUUGAGUUGGGACGUCCCGAUCUUAAAUUAUCUUGAUUUGACGCAAAGACACCCAGUUAUUGUUGACUUUUAAGGAAGGAGUUUAGGAAAAACCGGAAAGUAAGGCCGGACCCCAUGACGGACCGAAGAUUGAGGAAGCUGCACUUUCUGAUCCGCCUCCAGUAGCAUUUCCUUUUUUUGACUACAAAUAAUUGGAAUAUUCAGAAAUCCUUCGCUCACACACAGUCGCAGAGGUUUUACGAUUGGCUCACCGAUCACACCGGAAAGUUGGACAGCCACACAGUUUUAUUCCAAUCUCCAAAAGUGUUUUGA